CCCUGAUCAUCGGCGUUGAGCUGCAACUUUCCUCUCCUCUUGUUUCUUUUCCUUUCCCCGUCGCUGUAUGAGCUCAGCGACGCCGCCGUUCUCGGGCACGCCGGCUAAGCGUUGGGAAGGGACAGUCCAGGCUUCAGCGCUAUUUCCGCGGUGGGCAUCUGAGCUGCCUUGGGGACGGCGCUGCUUCACGGCCCACAGAACAGGAUCGUUUUGAACACCAGUUGGUAGAAUUUCCGCAGAUCCGGCAGCAGAAGUAGCGGCUUUCACAUUUAUUAGCGGGUCUAAAACGAGUCUGUCGUGUGCCCGACUUUCGGUGCUAAAGUUUUUAUAGAGCACCUGAGAGUUACCAAAAUGAGCCUACGGAAACAAACUCCAAGUGAUUUCUUGAAGCAAAUCAUAGGAAGACCAGUUGUUGUAAAAUUAAAUUCUGGAGUUGAUUAUCGAGGUGUACUGGCCUGCUUGGAUGGCUAUAUGAAUAUUGCCCUGGAACAAACAGAAGAGUAUGUGAAUGGACAAUUGAAAAAUAAAUAUGGAGAUGCCUUCAUCAGAGGAAAUAAUGUUUUGUAUAUAAGUACACAGAAGAGGAGAAUGUGAGCAUAUCUGAAGAUGGAGUAUUUCUUAUUAACUUUUGUUAAUAUUGUUUAGUUUAUUCCUUCUGUUGUAAAGUUAUAUGACCUGUAUGGAAGGGUAGUUUUUUUAAAUGUUAAAACAAAAUGGAACAUUUUCCUAUUUCAAUAUUGUUUGUAUUAUAAUUUGGAAUGAAAUAAAAAUGGAAAACAAUA
Molecule: messenger RNA, 782 nt
Organism: Candoia aspera
Lineage: Eukaryota; Metazoa; Chordata; Lepidosauria; Squamata; Candoiidae
Gene: LSM6
Product: LSM6 homolog, U6 small nuclear RNA and mRNA degradation associated
Exons: 4
Coding region: 352-594 (80 amino acids)
Biological process (GO): mRNA splicing, via spliceosome; maturation of SSU-rRNA
Cellular component (GO): P-body; U6 snRNP; nucleolus
Molecular function (GO): RNA binding
Source: RefSeq, a predicted model, not a curated record